Grammomys surdaster is the source of this 1140-nucleotide messenger RNA. Its product is annotated as melanoma-associated antigen B4-like. Lineage: Eukaryota; Metazoa; Chordata; Mammalia; Rodentia; Muridae. Gene Ontology annotation, biological process: negative regulation of transcription by RNA polymerase II. The record is from RefSeq and is a predicted model, not a curated record. Gene Ontology annotation, cellular component: nucleus. The transcript has a single exon. The coding region runs from base 1 to 1140 and encodes 379 amino acids.
AUGGUACUUACACAGUGUUAUUUUGCCCCUCCAGAUUUUUGCUUUGCUGAGUCACUUGCUUAUAUCUUUGUCCUGCUGACCUUGAGCCAAGUCAUCAUGCCUAGGAGCCACAAGGGUAAAGGUCGCUCUCGCACCAAACGUCAAAAUGUACAGGAGAGGAGCCAUAGUCUUGAUGUUGCUCAUCCCACUGUAAAGGAGGAACCAACAUCUUCUAUUGGUCAAGAGGAUUCCCCCAGGUCUCCUGAGAGUUGCACUCACCUGGCUACUCAGACAAAUGUAGCCUCUGUUUCUGAUGACUUAAGUGUGUUAUCAAUAGGUGCUGUAGGUGGUGAGACUUCUGGUAUAAAUGCUGAGGCUUCUGUUAUAAGCUCUCUGCGACGUUCAGGCACUUUCAUGAUAGGCUCUACCACUCAUCCUGUGCGCAGAAAUCUUCUCAACAGGAAGGCAGGUGCAUUGAUGGUGUUCAUGCUGGAGAAGUUUAAGGUGAAAGAGCACUUUACACAGGAAGAUAUGUCGAGGGUGAUUAACAGGAAGUAUAAAGCACACUUCCCUGAGAUCAUUAAAAGAAUCUCUGUGCACUUGGAGCUUGUCUUUGGCCUCGAGUUGAAGAAAGUUGAUCCCAAUUCUGAGUCAUAUAUGCUUGUGGGCAUGCUGGGUCUCUCUACUGAGGGAAGUCUGAGGGGCAGUAGUGGGUUACCCAAGACAGGGCUCCUGAUGACCCUCCUGGUUGUGAUCUUCAUGAAUGGAAACAUUUCCAGUGAGGAUGACAUUUGGGAAUUUCUGAAAGUGGUGGGGAUAUAUCCUGGAAGGGAUCACCCAAUCUUUGGGGAACCUAGAAAGUUCAUCACUAAAGAUCUUGUGAAGGAAAAUUAUCUGGAGUACCACCGAGUGUCUGGCAUUGAUCCUCCAAAAUAUGUGUUCCUGUGGGGCUCCAGAGCCCAUGCUGAAACCACGAAAAUGAAAGUCCUGGAAGUUUUAGCGAAGAUCAAUGAUGGUAUCCCUAGUUCCUUUCCUUGUCUAUACGAGGAGGCUCUGAUUGAUGAGGCUAAUAGAGCAGCAAGGAGAGUUACAGCUGUGCCUGGCAAUGCCAUUGACAGUCCUCAUGUAGGGUACAUAACCCACAGCAUCUCCUUUCUCUAG